CCUUACGAUUUUGGAAAUUCCAAAAUGCUUUUAUCAAAGGUUUGAAGAUUAUUUGAAAAGGAAUGAAAAAAUUGCUGUAAUUGUGGUCCGUGUUGACACCAGUAGGUAUAUAAUAUUGUCUCGUGUGGAAUUUGGAAGCGAAUGCCGAAACAUGAGCUUUGCAGGCAGAUUGAAACAUUUCAUACUUCUAUAUCAGACAAUUGGUAACCAGAAAACAACACUACCUCAUCUUUCUCAGCAGAUCGACGUCCUCGCUGGUGAAUUAUUAACCGGCGAUGACCAGACGACUAAUGAUACUUACCUCCUGUAUAAUUUAAACCCCGAAAAUCCAAUUGAAUUGCAGUGUGAAGCCAGCCAUGUGACAUUACUGUCCCAGGAUGAGUUUCAUUUACUUCUCCCAAUUGCUGCUUGUUCUGAGCGGCUCAAAGUGUUCCGGAAUUGGCUCGAUGAAGGCAAGUCAUUAAAAAUAGGGGACACGGUGACCCUGUAUCUGAUGAAGCAUGAAGUGAAUGGAAAGUUGCGGUUUAAAGGACGCACAGAAGAUCAACCAGGCACUUUGUUUGGGGUUGAAUUAAAUUCUCCGCUAGGCCAUAAUGAUAUCAGCAACAGCAACCGAUAUUUCAACACGGAGCGUCCUAACACUGCCAUCAUUGUGCCUCUCAACAAAAUACGGAAAUACAACCUGCCUCUGCAGAUCGGAGACCGGGUGGUGUGGAUAAGAGAUGAAGGAAGUGAAAAGGCCACUGUCCGAUGGAUUGGGAAUUUGGACAACAACCCUGAGAUCACUGUCGGGGUUGAAUUUGACAACCCAUGUGGAACUGGUACAGGGCUAUACAACAAAGAAAGACUAUUUAAAACAAAACCAGGCCAUGCAUCACUCCUACCAAUGAAUGGCCUUCUGAAGGAAUCGGUGCUUAUGGAACAAACUGAUGCACUGGAGCCAUCAGUAUAUGAAGAAGCUGAGUAUUCAAACACCUUUGUCGACAUUCAUAAUAGAUCACCUAUUAAUGUUCCUGUUGCUCCCUAUGAUGAUAUCGAGAAUUUACCGAAACCUGAGAAAAAAGAGAAAGUCAUAGGUACGGCCUCGAAAUAUGGAAGACCUCAGCAACAAAGUCCUUCAGGCUCCUCUGACGUUAAUAUUCCAACAGCAACGGUUGUUCCUUUCUCAGACAAAAAAGAGAUCGACCAUACUCUGGAAAUAGGAUCCAUGGUUGAGAUCCCUUACAAGGACCAGCUAAUGUAUGGUGUUAUCCGAUGGAUUGGAGAUGAUGAAAAGCUAGGAAAGAUUGUAGGCCUGGAGAUGGAUGAAGAGGCUGCCCACUGCAGCAACGGUUAUUUCCAAAACAUUAAGCGCUUCAACUGUCCUCCGCGCAAAGGUUUCUUUAUUGGGCUCCAUAAAUGUAAACGAGAUCGCAGGUUUGACGAGAAAGAGAAGAUUCGCGAGUCAAUGCGGUUUGGUGGGCAGUCAACGCCAGACAUCAAGGAAAUUGUUGCUCCACCAUACAAGUUUGAUGUUGAGAAAAUCUGCGGCAAAAACAAGGGCAUCCAGGGUCACCACAACUCCUGUUACCUCGACGUGAUGCUCUUCAGUGUGUUCUACUUCACCACGGUGCUUGACAGCAUUUUUUAUCGCAAGAAAACUACUCAUGACAUUGAGGAAUAUGAUACAGUGAGACAGGCGCUGGCUGAAGGCAUCGUCUACCCCCUGAGACAGUUUCACUAUGUAAGGGCAGAUAAAGUCAUGAAGCUCCGAUCUCUGCUAGACAAAGUUGGAAACAUGCCUGGCAUGAUGGAUGAAGAAAAAGACCCAGAGGAACUUUUGAACUGCCUUUUUGGUCACGUCAUGAAGGCAGACCCUCUACUGCAGUUAAGUUCCUUACAACAGACAUUUUCAUACCAGCUUUUUAUUGAAAGAGACGAAAACCUGGAAUUACCUACAAUUCAGCAGCUGUUUGAAAUGUCCUUCUUGGAGUCCAAUAUCAAGUUAUCAAAGGUGCCAUCUUGUUUGAUUCUUCAGAUGCCGAGAUUUGGCAAAGACUAUAAGAUGUACAAAAAAAUUGUUCCCAGUCUACAGUUGGAUGUAACAAAUGUCUUAGAAAAAGGUCCACGGGAAUGUGUUAUAUGUGGUAAACUAGCGACUAAGGAGUGUAAAGAAUGUUACAAAGUACACGGAGAAGACCUCUAUACAAUAGCUUUCUGUGACACCUGUGACGAAUUGAACCACAAACAGAAGCGCAGAGAACACAAAAGGACCAAAUUAAAAGAACACAGAUACUUCAGCGAACACACCCACAGCCAACAGACCCCGAUCAUACCCCGCGAGAAGAUGGAGCUGUUUGCUGUCAUCUGCAUUGAGACUAGUCAUUACGUAUCGUUCGUUAAAAACAAUAACGAGGGAAAGGAACCGAAAUGGGUCUUUUAUGAUUCCAUGGCAGACAGAGAAGGUUGUAAUGAAGGCUACAACAUUCCAGAGGUCCGUUACUGCCCCAACCUGCAGAAGUGGAUCACCACCAGUGACCUUGACUACGUGGAUCCAGACCAGCCGGAACUGCAGCGUCGCCUCUUCUCCGACAGCUACAUGUGUCUCUACCAAAACACACAGGCUAUGAUGUUCCAGUGAGCAGUCACGCUCGACUGAACACUCACCUGCUGACGUUCCCCACAGUCACACUGAACCGUUUCAUAGAACAUUUGAUACUGCUACUACUAUUUAUGUCGUUAUUAUUAUUAUUAUUAUUAUUAUUAUUAUUAUUAUUAAGGUGGUAAGCUGGCAGAAUCAUUAGCAUGCUGGGCGAAAUGCUUAG
Messenger RNA from Octopus sinensis (East Asian common octopus), 2804 nucleotides. RefSeq names its product ubiquitin carboxyl-terminal hydrolase CYLD-like. Bases 152 to 2620 code for a protein of 822 amino acids. NCBI's taxonomy places the organism in Eukaryota, Metazoa, Mollusca, Cephalopoda, Octopoda, Octopodidae. The transcript has 15 exons. Gene Ontology annotation, molecular function: cysteine-type deubiquitinase activity; K63-linked deubiquitinase activity. The record is from RefSeq and is a predicted model, not a curated record. Gene Ontology annotation, cellular component: cytosol. Gene Ontology annotation, biological process: protein K63-linked deubiquitination.